UGUGUUUACUUCCUUUCUGCUCCCGGAAAAUCGAGCUAUCCUCUUCUCUCUCCUUAUAUAAUAUUAUUAUACCGGAUUUCAUGAUUCGUCUCAUGAUCAAGUGGGUUAUUCUGGUUCUCUGAGAUCUACUCGCAGCAGUGAAAGAAGACUGCAGGCGAACAGGAAGGCGUCAACAUUUCAUAACCCUAGCUACUUUGUACGGUCUCUAUUUGAUAAAAUCAUCUGCAAUAGCUUCAUCGGCAUUCAUCAGAUCCAAGGAUUGGCGAAGUCUGAGGAGGCAGCGAAUGGAUCAAUUACGGAUCAUUGGAUCCUUUUGUGGCUAGGUCUUAAAGAAGACUAUCAUAAAUUGGUUUGACUUUCAGUCAUGUUUAGGACUUAAGGUCAUCAAUAAAAUUGGUAGCAGGGUUAUAAUAGAAAUAUCAAGGCGGUUGAUUUGAUUCAAAACACUUGAUUGGUAUCUGAUGGUUAAUGUGAGAUAACGAGCCAGCAUACAAGGAGAAGCUAUUGUUAAAGUAUUGUGACUUGUGAUUGCUAUUGACAGGCUCAGCUUUUUUAUCAGAAGAGUUCCAACAAGUCAAAGUUGAUUAUUGAAGCAGUUGACAUUUCUAUGAAUGACUGGUGAUGGAUGAAGUGUUCACUAGCAAUAUCAAAAAACCAGUGGAUGACAGCAAUGCAAUUGAUAUAUGACUUAGUAGCGAAUGUUGCAACUUCAAAGUGCUAUCACAAUUUUGUAAACUCCUAUUGUUGGAGGUGAUGAACAAUAAAAUGGAGGCACAGACAAUGAGCGCUAACCAACUGCCUUCAUUUUUUCAUCGAUCCCUUCAUGUUGUUGCACCGAUGCUUAUGAUUUCAGUGGGAUACAUUGACCCUGGAAAGUGGGCUGCUACUGUGGAAGGUGGUGCACGAUUUGGGUUCGGUCUGAUGGCGUUCAUGCUUUUUUUCAAUUUUGCUUCUAUCUUAUGUCAGUACAUAUCAGCUAGGAUUGGGGUAAUUACUGGAAAAGAUCUUGCAAAGAUUUGCGGGGAUGAGUAUGGCGCACGGACAUGCAUAUUCCUUGGAAUUCAAACAGAACUUUCAGUGAUUAUGCUAGACCUUAAUGUGAUCCUGGGCAUGGCUCACCUAUUAAAUCUAAUUUUUGGGUGGGACUUGUUCACCUGUGUCUUGUUGGCCGCUGCAAGUGCUGCUUUUCACUUACUUCCUGCCAUCCUUCUUGAUAAUGGGAAGGCAAAAGUCCUCGGCCUCUUUAUUGCUGGCUUUGUACUGCUUUUUGUUGCUUUUGGGAUAACAAUAAAUGGACCUGAAAUUCCUGUAUCCACAAGUGGAGUACUAACAAAGUUGAGUGGGGAGAGUGCAUUUGUGCUUAUGAGUCUUUUGGGAGCGACUCUUGUACCCCACAACUUUUAUCUUUAUUCCUCUGUUGUACAGUGGCAUCAGGGAUCAGUAAAUUUUUCUAAGGACGCUACGUGUCAUAACCAUUUUUUAGCAAUCUUUUGUGCCUUCAGUGGCAUUUACUUGAUAUACAAUAUGAUGAUGGGCGCUGCAGCAAAUGAGUUCCAUGGUACUGGUCUUGUUUUGCUUACUCUUCAGGACGCACUAUCACCAAUGGAACAGGUGUUGCAGAGUCCAAUGGCACUACCUGCCUUUCUUCUCUUUUUGUUUAUUUCAAAUCAGGCCACAGCAUUGGCAUGGAGUUUAGGGGGAGAAGUAGUUGUACAUAGUUUUUUGAAACUGGACAUUCCAGGCUGGCUUCAUUAUGCUACAAUCAGGGUGAUUGCUGUUCUUCCUGCCCUUUAUUGUGUUUGGAGUGCAGGUUCUGAAGGGAUGUAUCAACUGCUUGUAUUCACUCAGGUUGUGGCAGCUUUGCAACUUCCAUCUUCUGUGAUCCCGCUUUUCCGAAUCAGUACAUCUAAAUCGAUAAUGGGUGUACACAAGAUCUCUCAAUUCGUGGAAUUUUUGGCAUUGAUAGUAUUUAUUGGGAUACUUGGGUUAAAUAUUAUCUUUGUGGUAGAAAUGAUAUUUGGCAGUAGCAAUUGGGUGGAUUAUUUGAGAUGGAAUGUGGGUAGUGGCAUGUCAGUUCUUAUUUUCACAGCUUGUGUAUUAUUUGGCUUCAUGCUUUGGCUAGCUAUCACACCUCUAAAAUCUACAAGUGCCCAUUUAGAUGCUCAAGCUUGGAACUCUGAUGAGGCAGAGGCCACAAAAGUUUCACCAAUCGAGAGUCAGGAGUCAGACUUGACUGAAACUAGAUGUCAUAGGGAUGCAUCUCUUAAUGUGGAGGAACCAUCUUCAACUCUAGCAAGAGAUUCAGGGACUUCAGGGCUUCCUGUGACUACUGAAGAAGAGAGUCAUUCCAUUACACAGUUGCCUAGCCCCCCUGGUUAUCUUGCUAAGGAAUCUGUUUCCCCUCCAAAUUCAGAAGCAUUAUCAACUGUUACAAAUGAGAUUUCUGAUGCCGGAUUGGCGACCAUCAAAACUGAAGAACUGGAAGCAAUUGCCCAAGUCAAGAAGACAGCAGAAGUUGAGGCAGAUACGAAUGCUGAGAGGGAUGAUGAUGAUGGAGACUCUUGGGAAGCUGAAGAAUCAUCCAAAGUGGCUACCGCAGGAGCUCCAUCGUCAACAUCUGAUGGCCCUGGAUCAUUCAGGACUCUUAGUUGGAAAAGUGAUGAAGGGGGGAAUAGCAUUGGAAGUCUAUCAAGAUUAGCAGGCUUAGGACGGGCUGCAAGGCGUCAACUAGCUACUAUUCUCAAUGAUUUUUGGGGAGAACUGUAUGAUUACCAUGGACAACCAACCCAGGAUGCAAAGGCUAAAAAAUUGGAUGUCUUGUCUGGUGUAGAUUUGAGAUUCUCCGGCUCCUUGCCGAAAGUGAAUGCAUCUGGAAAUGACUAUCCUGAGUAUGUAGCGUCUGUAGGAAGUAGAGCAUCAGAUACUUUGAUGAACUCUGGUCUUUAUGACUCUCCCAAGUUUCCCAGGAUACAAAGUUCUUUUGAAUCUUCAUAUGGCCCUCAGAGGGGUUCCUCAUCUUUUCGGGCAAACCCCACUGGGUUAUUAGAUGCGUGUGUGCAGAACUCCAGCCGCAAGGUUCUUGACUCUGGGGAGAGGCGCUAUUCCAGUGUGCGCAGUCUCCCUUCAUCUGAGGUUUGGGAUGGUCAGCCUGCAACAGUUCAUGGUUAUCAAAUUGCAUCCUACCUUAGUCGAGUUGGAAGAGACAGAAUUCCAGAUAAUUUAAAUGGUCAAGGCAAAUUGUCAUCUUUAAAAUCUCCUUUAACAGGCACUAAUGCAAGCUACAGGGAUCCAUAUACAUUUGCUUCGGGCCAAAAACUGCAAAAUGGUGUCGGUGCAGCUCGACCCCCAGGAUUUGAAAAUGUCAGAAUAUCUAGAAACUCCACGUUGCCAUCUGAGACAUCUUGCUAUGAUUUUUGCUUUCCUGGAGCUGCGGAUAGUGUAGGCAGUUCAGUCAAUACGAAGAAAUACCACAGCUUGCCAGAUAUUUCAGGUUAUGCUAUACCCUGCAGGGGUGUUUAUGCAUCUGAUAAGAAUGCCGCAUUUGAGGGUUCUGUAUAUGGGUCUACUAGAACUGGUUAUGAACCACUGUAUUCAAAUUCGGGAUCCAGAAGAGGUGCCCCUUUGGCCUUUGAUGAUGUUUCCCCAUCAAAAGACUACAGAGAUGCCCUCUCAUCACAAUUGGGUUCUGAUUCUGAUACUGGAUCUCUCUGGUCAAAACAGCCUUUCGAGCAGUUUGGUGUAGCAGGUAAGAUCCAUGAUAUGGGAAUGGAGGGUGUUGGAACUCGGCCUAGUUCCAUAUCUCAAGAGACAGCUUCAGUUGUUGAUAUGGAGGUGAAACUUCAGUCUUUUAGACGAUGCAUUCUUGGUCUUCUAAAAUUGGAAGGGUCUGAUUGGUUGUUUAGACAGAAUGGCGGGGUUGAUGAGGACCUAAUAGAUCGUGUAGCUGCAAGGGAGAAAUUCCUCUAUGAAGUUGAGACUAGGGAGACAAACUCCUUUAAUUUUUCAGUGACAUCAGUUCCUCACUGUGGGGAGGGCUGUAUAUGGAGACCUGACCUGAUAAUAAGCUUUGGGGUGUGGUGUAUUCACCGUAUCCUUGAGCUUUUACUUAUGGAGAGCCGCCCUGAGCUGUGGGGGAAAUACACCUUUGUACUCAACCGCCUCCAGGGGGUAAUUGAUCCUGCUUUUUCAAAGCCUCGUAGUGUGAUGCCCCCGUGCUUUUGUCUACAAAUUCCGGCAGCACACCAGCAAAAGUCGAGCCCUACUUUCUCAAAUGGAGUGUUGCCCCCUCCCCCUGCCGCAAAAGCCGGCAGGGGGAAAUUCACCACUGCAUCAAUGAUCCUUGAACUCAUAAAGGAUGUGGAAAUUGCAAUCUCUGGUCGUAAAGGACGAACAGGAACCACCGCGGGUGAUGUAGCUUUCCCUAGAGGAAAGGAAAAUGUGGCCUCUGUUCUCAAACGCUACAAGCGCAGGUUAUCCAGGCAGCCAUGUGGCAGUGUCGAAGGCAGUGGUUCACGCAGGAAUCUCUCUUCAGCGCCCUAUAAUAACUCGUAGUAUGUUGCCCGUGCUGCUUUGUCUCCCUCAACCAUAUUCCUUGCUGCAGAUUUAAUUUCCUUGUAUGUUUUAUGCAUCGAAUAACAAUUGCUUACGUAAUUGCAGCAAAUGAAAAGGGGAAAAUGGUUAGUUGUAGACUGACUGCUUCAGUUUUGUUGCUUAUCUUCUUUGCUUUCCUCUGUCCAGUGCCUGCGAGCGUGUUAUAAAAAAUGAACUAAAGUAUUGGGUCCGCUAGCGGACAAUGAAUAAACUAACACCAGGCACCCUAUCAUGCA
Neltuma alba is the source of this 4826-nucleotide messenger RNA. RefSeq names its product ethylene-insensitive protein 2. The transcript is spliced from 8 exons. Gene Ontology annotation, cellular component: plasma membrane. The record is from RefSeq and is a predicted model, not a curated record. Gene Ontology annotation, molecular function: cadmium ion transmembrane transporter activity; manganese ion transmembrane transporter activity. Gene Ontology annotation, biological process: iron ion transmembrane transport; ethylene-activated signaling pathway; manganese ion transport. Lineage: Eukaryota; Viridiplantae; Streptophyta; Magnoliopsida; Fabales; Fabaceae. The coding region runs from base 754 to 4551 and encodes 1265 amino acids.